Messenger RNA from Epithele typhae, 1566 nucleotides. Its product is annotated as laccase. The transcript is spliced from 4 exons. The coding region runs from base 1 to 1566 and encodes 521 amino acids. Gene Ontology annotation, molecular function: oxidoreductase activity; copper ion binding. NCBI's taxonomy places the organism in Eukaryota, Fungi, Basidiomycota, Agaricomycetes, Polyporales, Epitheliaceae. The record is from RefSeq and is a predicted model, not a curated record.
AUGACUAACUUCAAGUCCCUCGUUUCCACUGUUCUCCUGGGGCUCUCCUACGCCCACCUGGCUGCUGCCGCAAUUGGCCCCGUCGCUGACCUCACCAUCACUGACGGCGACGUCACCCCCGAUGGUUUCACUCGCCCUGCCGUCCUCUCCAAUGGCCAGAUGCCCGGUCCCCUCAUCAAGGGCAACACUGGCGACAACUUCCAGAUCAACGUCAUCGACAACCUCACUGACGACACGAUGCUGACCGCCACUACUAUCCAUUGGCACGGCUUCUUUCAGUCAGGCACCAACUGGGCCGAUGGUCCGGCUUUCGUCAACCAGUGCCCGAUCUCCGCCGAGAACUCGUUCUUGUAUGACUUCUCGUCCAAGGGCCAGGCCGGCACCUUCUGGUACCACAGCCAUUUGUCGACCCAGUACUGCGACGGUCUCCGUGGCCCGUUCGUCGUCUACGACCCCAACGACCCCCACGCCUCGCUAUACGACGUUGACGACGAGUCCACUGUCAUCACUUUAGUGGACUGGUACCACACUCAAGCUCGACUCGGCCCCCGUUUCCCCUUCGGUGCGGAUGCCACACUCAUCAACGGCCUCGGUCGUUCGACCUCUUCUGCGGGUGCGGUCGCCGACCUCGCGGUCAUCCAUGUCACCCAGGGCAAACGCUACCGCUUCCGUCUCGUCUCGCUGUCCUGCGACCCGAACUACAUGUUCUCGAUCGACAACCAUACGAUGACCAUCAUCGAGGCGGACUCGGUCAACCACCAGCCUCUUACCGUUGAUCAGAUCCAGAUAUUUGCCAGCCAACGUUACUCUUUCGUCCUGACCGCCGAUAAGGACAUUGAUAACUACUGGAUCCGUGCCCGUCCCAACAUCGGCACGACCUCCUUCGAUGGCGGCAUCAACUCGGCCAUCCUCCGCUAUGAUGGGGCCCCGGAGAUCGAGCCUACCACUGAGUCGUCGACCACCAUGUUGCUCAACCAGGUCGACCUCGUCCCCCUCACUGACCUCGCUGCGCCCGGCGAGCCCACCCCCGGCGGCGUCGACCUCGCGAUCAACAUGGCCUUCAGCUUCAACGGCACCAACUUCGCGAUCAACGGCGCGUCCUUCACCCCUCCCACCGUGCCUGUCCUGCUCCAGAUCAUGAGCGGCGCGCUUGACGCGUCCGCGCUCAUGCCCACCGGCUCCGUCUACACCCUCCCGAGCAACGCGACCAUCGAGCUCUCGUUCCCGGUCACCUCCACGAACGCACCGGGCGCCCCUCACCCCUUCCACUUGCACGGCCACACCUUCCACGUCGUCCGCUCCGCCGGCCAGACUGACUACAACUACGUCAACCCGCCCCAGCGCGACGCCGUCUCCACCGGCACGGCUGGCGACAACGUCACCAUCCGCUUCAGGACCAACAACCCCGGCCCGUGGUUCCUCCACUGCCACAUCGACUUCCACCUCGAGGCCGGCUUCGCCGUUGUCAUGGCUGAGGACCCCGCCCACGUCGCGCUCGCCAACCCCAUCCCGAGCGCGUGGGACGAUCUCUGCCCCACCUACAAUGCUAAGUACGUGUCGUCGUAG